AUGGCAGAACACAAUAUCAAAAGAAUUACUGAACAUGUAAAGACAAUUGAACAAAUUAUUAAGGAUGGCUCCAUCAUUGUUCGAAAUCAGCAAGACUUUCUGCAAAUGCAGAUUUCUGUCUUGCAAAAUAUUCACGACAUUCUUGGAGAGAUGAAACUACAACAGCAACGACAAUUUCAACAAUUAGCUACUACCAUCAACACUACAACUAUUCCUCCUCCUCCUGCUCCUGCUCCUGCUUCCAAGAAAUCAAAAUACGCAAAGAGAUAG
Molecule: messenger RNA, 270 nt
Organism: Mucor velutinosus
Lineage: Eukaryota; Fungi; Mucoromycota; Mucoromycetes; Mucorales; Mucoraceae
Product: Peptidase M20 domain-containing protein 2
Exons: 1
Coding region: 1-270 (89 amino acids)
Source: RefSeq, a predicted model, not a curated record